AUGACGGGGCAUGAUCAGAGGGAGUCUGCAGGCUGGGCUGGGGCUCCGUGCAGGUCAAGCUCUAGAACUAGAACGUGCCCUGCUAGGACUGACCUCAGCCUGUCUCUGGAUGUUCUGUCACAGGCCAGACUAAAACCUGGAGACCUGAUUGAGAUUUUUCGCCCUGGCUACGAGUACUGGGCCCUCUAUGUGGGAGAUGGCUACAUGGUCCAUCUGGCUCCUCCAGGUGAGAUCGCUGGGGCCGGCGCAGCCAGCUUCAUGUCCGCCCUGGAGGACAAGGCCAUAGUGAAGAAGGAACUGCUGUCUGUGGUGGCCGGGACAGACAGGUACCAUGUCAACAACAAACAUGAUGACAAGUACUCACUGCUGCCUCCCAGCAAGAUCGUCCAGCGGGCGGAGGAGCUGGUGGGGUGGGAGGUGCCCUAUAGUCUGACCAGCGCCAACUGUGAGAACUUUGUGAACGAGAUGCGCUAUGGAGUUCCCUGCAGCAACCAGGUCACCCCUGUGCUCAUGGCAGUGGGCGGGACAGCAGUGGUCCUAGGAGUGGGCGUGGUCCUCGCGGGCUUCGCCUGGUUCUCGAGGGACGGAAGCCAACCUGGCGGGAAAAGCAGUGACUCCAAGGAAUCGUCCUAA
Messenger RNA from Pteronotus mesoamericanus, 633 nucleotides. Its product is annotated as phospholipase A and acyltransferase 3-like. Bases 1 to 633 code for a protein of 210 amino acids. The record is from RefSeq and is a predicted model, not a curated record. The transcript has 4 exons. Gene Ontology annotation, cellular component: cytoplasm. Gene Ontology annotation, molecular function: glycerophospholipid phospholipase A1 activity; A2-type glycerophospholipase activity. NCBI's taxonomy places the organism in Eukaryota, Metazoa, Chordata, Mammalia, Chiroptera, Mormoopidae. Gene Ontology annotation, biological process: N-acylphosphatidylethanolamine metabolic process.